CGCGGCUCCGCAGACGGGGGGUUGGGUGCCUGUGCGGAUUGGUUGCUCAGCUCUGCUCGCCAGCACAGCCAGUUAGUCUAGCAGGGUUUUGUUUUAACAUAACCAGAGGGACAUUUCGACAGCCCGCAAAACAAUCAUGUAGUAAAUAUUGUAAUUGCUAGGGACUACGGUGGUGUAGGCUACACUGACUUUUGAUGCACUAAAAUGGAAGGUUUUAAUUCUAUUUUGUCCAUUGGUGACUCUGUUUUGUUAAGGCCGCCGCUGAUGAGAUAGGACAGGAGGUGAAGGGUAGAGAAUGAGAGCUGUGGGUCUUUCUUGGCCUACUACUGCUGCUACUGCUGGGAUUGUGCAGAUCCGCUUUCACAAAUCGAAAAAAACACACGCUUCAUGCCCCAAUCUGAAAGACCCGCAGUUGGUUUUAUUGUGACCGACCUCCAAAUGGAAGGAGCCAUGACAACAUGAAUCGGUCAUACAGACGGGCUGUUCGGGGCCGCUCAGGCUCAGCCACAGUGUACAGCACAGGCCAGCCAGAGCUGAGGCCCCCCAAUGGCCUCUCAGUUUCUGCCACUUCCUAUGGAAACCAGUGUAACAGCAGCGCCAAGCGUGGCUCAACAGACCAACCGUCGGCGGCCAUGCAACUGUCAACCUCCUCCCUCAAACAGGCACCUAGCUACAUGUAUAACCAGGCAGAGAGGGAGAGGCCCCACUGCUAUAGUCCUCUGCUGAGGCUCCAGGACCUCUCCACUAUGGUACACAGACCUGGGUGUGAUAUGGGACCCGGGCCCCAGCCCAAGGACCUCGACGCCAGGAACCAUUUGCACUCUCACAGCCCAGUGGGAGGCUCUAGUUUUGAGGCUCCCCAGGUCCGACUGCCCCCCUCUCCCAGUAACGAGGAGACAGAACCCUACGAGGAUUCCAUCCGGGAUCAGAAUGGUUUCUCUCCUGUUAGUUCUGAUAGUUUGGAGCGCUGCUCCCCCAUCCCCAAUGGAUACUUGCAUUUUGAGUCCACCUUGUUUGACAGUGGGGACAGGGAGGAUGAGGAGGAGGAGGAGGACGAGUUGGUUCCUUUUCAACAACACUCUUCUAAGUCCACCAGAGACAGAACUGUCACAGACUCUAACAGCACCUCUGGUUCAGGGCUAGGCCAUAACAGCACAUACAAACCCUCUGUUCUCAACCUGAUGUCCAAGAGUCUAUCUGAGCUGGACCCUACUCUGAGCCCCAGUGCCCUGCCUGACAUGUCUAUGGGGGAUGGCUGGAGUAUGGACCAGGACUCCGACAGUGACAGUGAGAUGACAGGAGAUACACUUGACCAUGGUCUCAUAUCACCUGUUGGAACCAACUCUAAUCCCAACAGCCCAAAGAAGAAGCCUCUCCCAGCAGUUCAGUACGUGGAGGGAGAUCUGGUCUGGGCCAAGUUCAACCGCCGCCCCUGGUGGCCCUGUAGCGUCACCAUAGAUCCACUGGAGGGGACACACACACACAUGAAAGUCCCCAGUCGUCGUCCUUGUCGUAUGUAUUACGUGGAGACUGUGGGGGAGAUAGCUGACCAUGCCUGGGUACCUGGGAAAGUUACCUACCCCUUCACAGGAGGAGAGCAGUUUACAGACCUGCCUGUGCUGAGACGGAGAGGGAAACAGAGGGAAAAAGACUACAAAUACACAAUACCCAAGCGUCUGUUGGAGUCGUGGAAAGUCAGUGUGCUUGAAGCUGAGUUUCUCCUACCUGACUUGCUGAAGAAUACUGCUGUCUCUUCUUCCAUGGCCUCUAACGGUGAAGAGCGGGUGUCCUCCCCGCUGCCUGAUAAAAAACCAUCCGAGGCCCCCUCUUGUUCCUCCUCUAACCUCACUGCACCCUCCUCCUUCAGCCCUCACCCCAGUAGAAACAAACAUCCGACCGUAGUGAACGAAAGUAGCAGCAAAAAGAAGAGGAAGAGGAAGGGUUUGGCGGAGAUCUUUGGUCAUAUAGCUGGAAGUCCCACAGAGUCACUUAGCAUCCUAGACCUGGCCAACCAAAUGCCUGCUGCCUCAGCUGAUCCACUGAAAGAAGGAGAUCCCAAGGACUCUCCAUACGCAGACCUGGAUUCUGUACCGACCAUUGUACGUCCCAAACGGUCUGAGAAACUUGCUAAAGAAGACACAGAGAAACCGUCUGAACCCUCAAAAGAGGAGGCAGAGAAAGUGGGCAAGAAGGAGCGGGCGACUCCUCCUGAAAAGGAGCGGGCGACUCCUCCUGAAAAGGACAGGCAUGUGGUCGUGGUGGUCCCUAGGCAUGUAGUUCCCAUCUCCCCAUCCCCAAGCAUUUUAGCAAACAAAUCCCUUUUCAAUUACAGAACUACGAAAAACACAAAUGUUUUACAGUCAAAACAGAAGUUGGGCAGCUCUUCUGAACUGAAGAAUAAAAAUGCUCUUGAUAAGCUCAGCUCUCUGCAUCUCCCUGCCAGCAGACGUCUGAUGACCAGGGCCCUGAAAGCAGAGGAAGAGACAGAACUCAAAGAGGCCCUGCUGGCCUCAAGCCAAAACUUGACAAACGAUAGGCUUAAUGUGCAUUCUUCUUCUGAUGAUGAUGAUGAUGAUGAUGAUGAUGUGAGCGAUAAUGUUCCAAUCAAAACAGAGUCGUCUACUAGCAGGGAUUCUUCACCAGACAAAACCAUAUCCUCUGUAAGUCACAGCUCUCCGAAAAAACACCCCAAUUCUGAUUGGAAGCACCUCCACAACGGCUCAUGGAAACAUUCUGAAGAUGUGACUCCAGGGUCCAGUAAGCCUGCCAUACCCCCUAUUAAGGUCAAGGAAGAGAACAUUGUCUCAGACAUAUCCUCCUGUACUUCCCCCACCUCCUCUCUCUCUCCCAUGGACGCUUUCCAGGUUGUCAAGGAGCUGUCGUUCAAAUCCUCAGUGAAGGAGGAGAGUGACUCUGGGGACUCUAACGCUAACUUUAAACCUGAGCCUAAUUACAAGUUCAGUAGUUUCCUGAUGCUCCUGAAGGACAUGCAUGAUACCAGGGAGAAAGAGGGCCAGGCCCUGACCAUGCCUCCCUCGCCAGCCCUCAUCCAGGAGGAGCCCAUGGUUAUACCCACCGCCAGAGCACCAGACGACCCCCUGAACACUGCUGCUGGCGGGGACUGGACACCAGCGGGGACCAAAAUCCAAAACGGCCAACGCCCGAGCUCGCCAACACCCAAGAGCACACCGGCCAAACCCAAGUCCAGAACUAAACCCAUCAUGAAAAACGACACGUACAAACUGGAAGGGAAAACGGUCCUGGCUCAGAUGGUGGCGAACGCGGUGGAGAAGCAGCAGCAGCGGAGGAAGCAGAGGCCUCCAGCCAAGCUCCGGGCCACCAUCGCUGGUCUCUCUCCCGAGAUGGCCGACCUAGCCUGGGGGAGGGAGUUUGUCUCUGGGCACGCUGACCUGGCUGAGCCUCGUCCUCUUCCUCCUGUCCCCUCCGCUGCUGACUCCUCAUCCUACCUCGACAAGAGCCCGGGUACCAAAGUGGCCCCUAAGAAGCGCUGGCAGACGUUUGCGCAGCAGGGCCCAGUGAAGCCAGGGAAGGAUGCAGGGGCCCUGGGUGGGGUGGCCUCACCGCAGGGGCCUGCAGAGGUGAAUGGGGUCUACAGAGACUGCCAGGGAGGGACACCAGACCCCAUCAGGUCCCCUGAUCUGAACCUGGGGAUGGAGAAGCAAGAUGACACAUCAGCAAAUUCUGAAAACAAACGGCUGAGGAAACCGAGCAAAAGACUCCUGGAAUCCACAGAGGAGGAACAAUUCUUCUCCCCGAAGAAAAAACUAAAGAAACCUCUGGAAUCUUCCAAAACCCCUCUGAGCCCUUCUACAUCCCCAGCACUGCUAAAGUACACCUCUACCCCCAGCCCCACCCCUGGCCCUACCUCUGGGGAGCCAGCCAGCCCCACUCUUGGCCCUACCUCUUGGGAGCCAGCCAGUCCCACCCCUGGCCCUACCUCUGGGGAGUCAGCCAACCCCACACCUGGCCCUACCUUUGGGGAGUCAGCCAGCCCAACCACUGGCCCAACCACUGGCCCUACCUCUGGAGAGCCAGCCAUCACCAAGGCCCCAGCAGGGCUGAAACAGAGUCUGUCUCAAGAUGUCCUCCACCGUGUUAUAGAAUCAUUAUCCAAACAACCCCCAGCAGUGACCUCUUUCUCUACUGAAUCAUCAUCAGAUGGGACAAACCCUCCUCUGCUCUCUGCCCCAGUAUCCCUGGAGAGGAAGAGGCCAAGGAAGCUGUCUCACAAGGUCCUGGAAUGCACCAUAGAAGAAAUGUCACUCAGUCCUCCAAAGAAGAAGGAGUUGAAGAAGCAGAGUGCACAGACAGAGGAGAGGACUGACGUCAGGGACACUCAGGUUAAGUCUGUGAAGAAAGAAGUGCCUGUAUCCAGCUUGACAACUCCAGAGAGCAUGGUUUCACUGCAGGCCUCCUCCCCUGCCCGGACCCCUAGCCCUACAGUGCUCCUCACCCCCAAGGCAGAGACCGAGAACAUCAGUCCUGGGGUGGGAGGAGAGAGCCACACCAACGGAGAGCGAACACCCAAACCUGAGGUGUUCUCUCCUGGUCUGAAUGACAGUUUCUCCCUACCUGGUGACGGGUCCCUGCUCUCCGGCACUAAGAAGAACACAGGAGAGAAAGGAGGAGCUGCAUCCAUGAAGGAGAAUGUCUGUCAGGUGUGUGAGAGGACAGGCGAGCUGCUGCUGUGUGAGGGCCAGUGCUGUGGGGCGUUCCAUCUGCAGUGUAUCGGCCUAUCAGAAGCCCCCAGAGGGAAGUUCAUCUGUUGUGAAUGCACUAAAGGGGUCCACACGUGCUUUGUGUGUAAGAAGUCUGGUGACGGUGUGAAGAGGUGCAUGGUGCCUGUCUGUGGGAAGUUCUACCACAACGAGUGUAUCCUGAAACACACACCCACCCAGCACCAGAAUAAAGGGGUUCGCUGCUCCCUCCACGUCUGUCUGUCCUGCCACAUCACCAACCCCCUCAACCCCUGCAAUUCCAAAAGUCGUCUGACCCGCUGCGUGCGCUGCCCUGUGGCGUACCACGCUAACGACUACUGCAUGGCGGCGGGCAGCGUAGUCCUGGCCAACAACAGCUUCCUGUGUCCCAACCACUUCACCCCCCGCAAGAACUACAAGAACCACGAACACAUCAACGUCAGCUGGUGCUUCGUCUGCUCAGAAGGGGGCAGUCUGCUGUGCUGCGAGUCCUGUCCUGCUGCCUUCCACCGAGAGUGUCUGAACAUCGAGAUGCCCGAGGGGAGCUGGUUCUGCAACGACUGCAAGGCCGGGAAGAAACCACACUUCAAGGACAUCCUCUGGGUUAAAGUGGGAAGAUACAAGUGGUGGCCUGCGGAGGUGUGUCUUCCUAAGAACGUCCCAGAGAAGAUCCUCCGUAUGAAACACGAGGUGGGGGAGUUCCCCGUUCAGUUCUUUGGUUCUAAGGACUUCGCCUGGACCUACCAGGCCCGAGUCUUCCUUUACACGGAGGGAGAUGCCAACAACAAGGACAAGAUGGGGAAGGGUUGUGACGCCAUCUAUAAGAAAGCUCUGAAUGAAACAGCUGAGCGGUUCAUAGCGCUUCAGGCUGAGAAGGAGAUGAGACAGCUUCAGGAGGACAGGAGGAACGACAAGAAACCUCCUUCCUACGGACACAUCAAGGUGAACCGUCCAAUCGGCAAGGUCCAGAUCAUCACGGCGGACCUAUCGGAGGUACCGCGCUGUAACUGCAAGGCGUCUGAUGAGAACCCGUGUGGCAUCGACUCGGAGUGUAUCAACCGCAUGCUGAUGUACGAGUGCCAUCCCCAGGUGUGUCUGGCAGGGGAGAGGUGCCAGAACCAGAGUUACACCAAGAGACAGUACACCCAGGUGGAGAUCUUCAGGACCUUGUCACGAGGCUGGGGGUUACGGGGCGUCUCCGACAUCAAGAAGGGUGCGUUUGUGAAUGAGUACGUGGGGGAGGUGAUAGACGAGGAGGAGUGCAGAGCCAGGAUCAGACAUGCUCAAGAGAACGACAUCUGUAACUUCUACAUGCUCACUCUGGACAAGGACCGGAUCAUAGACGCUGGACCCAAGGGGAACCAGGCGAGGUUCAUGAAUCACUGCUGCCAGCCCAACUGUGAGACCCAGAAGUGGACAGUAAACGGAGACACCAGGGUGGGGCUCUUCGCCCUGGAGGACAUCCCCAAAGGUGUGGAGCUGACCUUCAACUACAACCUGGAGUGUCUCGGUAACGGGAAGACGGUGUGUAAAUGUGGAGCGCCCAACUGCUCUGGGUUCCUGGGCGUCCGACCAAAGAACCAGCCAUCUAAAGCACGGGAAGGAAAGGAACUAAAGGAGGGCAAGAAGAAGGUUCUGGUGAAGAGGAAGCCUCAACUGGAGGUGACGAAGGAGCGGGAGGACGAGUGUUUCAGCUGUGGGGACGGAGGACAGAUCGUGUCCUGUAAGAAGCCAGGCUGUCCCAAGGUCUACCACGCAGACUGUCUCAACCUGGCCAAGAGACCUGCAGGCCGUUGGGAGUGCCCCUGGCACCAGUGUGACAUCUGCGGUCACGAGGCAGCCUCCUUCUGUGAGAUGUGUCCCAGCUCCUUCUGCAAGCAGCACCGUGAGGGCUUGCUCUUCAUCUCUAAAAUAGACGGGCGGCUCGCCUGCAACGAUCACGACCCCUGUGGACCCGAGCCCCUGGAACCAGGGGAGAUCAGGGAGUACGUACCUCCUGGGGGCAUGCCUCUCCCCCACCUCCUCACACACCCUCUGGGUCUGGUCCCACCUAGGCCUAGUUCCACCACUGCUGGUUCUAUCCCCUCCACGGUUGCCCCAGGCCUGGCCCAGGACUCGCUACUGCCCCCUACAGGGAGCCUGUUCCUCAACACCUCCCAGACCUCCAACACCUCCUCCUACGGACCCCCUAGCAGUCCCUACAUGUCUGAUGGUGAAAUAAUGCACUUCUCCCCUCCUUCUCCCCCCUCCUCCUACAAGAACGAGGAGGAGGAUGGAGAGCUGGAAAACGGACAGGUGGGUGGGUUAGAAGAGGACGCGGAGGAGGAGGAAGAAGAGGAAGAAGAAGAAGGAGAGGAAGAAGGAGGAGAGGACGAGGAGGAAGGAGAGGCGAUGGAGGUAGAGGAGGAGGAGGAGGAAGAUGAUCAGUAUGAGGGCGGACUAGGGGAGGAGGAAGGGGGAGAUGUGUAUGACACCUGGGGGGACUACAUGGAGGAGGAGCCAGACGAUGAGGCGGAGGUAGAGGAAGAGGAGGCGGAGUGGGGGAGGGUGGAGGACGAAGAGAAAUGAACUCUGUUUAGACCCCCCCCCCUUGUGUCUUCCAUUCCUUCUUCCAUCUAUCCAUCUCUACCAAAAUACUUUUUUGUCUAGCUCUCAUCUCUAGAGUGACAUUCAGAUGGACAGACAAUGGAAAAGAGAGAGAGCGAGAGAUUGUCCUGGUGGUACCAAGCGAAAUACGAAGCUGCCUUUGUGUUCAUACUGCAUUGCCUUCCUAUCCCCAGCACAGCACAGCACAGAGUGGACUAACAUUGUGUAAGGGAUAGGAACUGGUGCUAAGGGGCUGGGAGGACUGCUCUGGUCAGCCUCUGGUCCUUCUGUUGAUACAUUAUUAGUGUCUGCUCUGGUCAGCCUCUGGUCCUUCUGUUGAUACAUUAUUAGUGUCUGGUCAGCCUCUGGUCCUUCUGUUGAUACAUUAUUAGUGUCUGGUCAGCCUCUGGUCCUUCUGUUGAUACAUUAUUAGUGUCUGGUCAGCCUCUGGUCCUUCUGUUGAUAUGUUAUUAGUGUCUGGUCAGCCUCUGGUCCUUCUGUUGAUAUGUUAUUAGUGUCUGGUCAGCCUCUGGUCCUUCUGUUGAUAUGUUAUUAGUGUCUGGUCAGCCUCUGGUCCUUCUGUUGAUAUGUUAUUAGUGUCUGGUCAGCCUCUGGUCCUUCUGUUGAUAUGUUAUUAGUGUCUGGUCAGCCUCUGGUCCUUCUGUUGAUAUGUUAUUAGUGUCUGGUCAGCCUCUGGUCCUUCUGUUGAUAUGUUAUUAGUGUCUGGUGCUGUUUUCUUCCUCUCAAACGUUGUUUACAUUUUUGUUGAUGCUUUUUUUAUGAUUGAAAAAAAAAAAAAAAGGAUUGUCAGCCUCACUCAGUCACACCCCGACUAUACCGGCCAUGUUGCGUGUGCGAGCAUUGCAAAAUAAAUGGACAAAUACAUGUUAUUCAAUCAUUUCAUUCACACUGCGCGCGUCAACUAACGUCUUCGAUGACAAACGCUAAAAUAGAACUUGGUUCUAUUUGAGACACUCGAUGCGCUGUAAAUCCCACGUCUCCCAUCUCCUUAAUGGUUUUCAUUUACAUCCCCACGUUUGCUUGAAAGGAGAAACCUGGAGAUAUGAAUCAAAGAUGACUAACUAGGUUUCCCUUUUUAUCUGUGGAUAAUUCGUCGGAAUGGAGAUACGCACAAUUUUUGUAUGAUCUGUUGUCAAGGUUCUCCAAAGGACCACCUAAGAAUGGGACCACAUGCAUGAUCAGGUAAAAUAAUAACUCAAUGUUCAUCUCCCAGGAAAAACCGCUAACAACAGCUGUCUAUCUUAUUGGCCAUGAAUGUUUCAUGUUUUGCCUUGUCCCAAAGUUAAUAUAGUUGGAUCACAGUUGGUUUUGUAAUUUUAACCUGCAUGUCAUGAUCGCGUCUGGUUCGAGUAGACAAAAUCAACACGCGCGGGGCUGGUGUAGCAUGGUGUUCGAGUUAGGAGCUCGACCAGUUAUCAAGAAUAAUCAACGAUAUGCUCUCAAUGAUCACUGAUUAUAAAACGGCAUAACCAACUACUUGUUUGGACUUAUAACGUUGUUACAAAUCAACCCAAUCUUGAAAUCUAAAGUGCAUAUUUUGUAAACGGUAAAGAAAACAAUUGUCUAGAGAAAAAUAUUAUGGUGAUAAAACUCAAUCCCUGAUUAAGAUCCCAGAUUGUUUGCUCAUUAUGUUAAAAUGGUUAUGGCUGGACAAGCAGAAACAUUCCAAGAGUUCAGAACAUCACACCUGUUAGUUAUGCCCACAUCCAUGUUUUGACCUCACUUUAUGUCUUGCGUUACCGUUCCAUCCACAGAAUUAGAAUGAAAUUAAACAAAUUCUAGUUAGAUGAUUCCAUCACCAUGCUCCAUCAUCAUAGGUCAUUCGACGGUCACAUCUGGCAGGAAAAUGUAUUGUCUGUUUGGGAGAUGGUGCGAAAAUUUAUAUUGUGAGUGAACGUGGUGUAUGUUUGAGGCACGCACGCACCUGUCUGCUGUUAUAGAAUCAAGCGAUACUAGUCAUGUAUUGACUCAUGGCCUAAAGAACAGUGUUUUAGGGUUUUAUACCUCUGAAUUGAGUGUUGUGGUGCUGUAAACCUUUUAACACAAACCCCAUAGUAUAGACUCUACGUCGUCUGGCUGGAAGGCUGGUUGCUUGCAUCACUAAAAGACAUGGUUUAUCAUCACUGUUGAUUAACUGAAGAGCCAAGCAGAAUGUCUCAUGUUUUCUGUCAUAACUAAUGUUGAUUCAUCGGGCAGCUUUUCCAACAGGGUGGUUUAUCGUCACUCUGAAGCUGUGAAGUGUUCCGAAACGUCUGUACAUUCUAGAAAGGUUGUACCGAGACUUUCAGUUCAUACAUUUUGUGUAAUGUUCUGCUGUAUAUGUUCUGCAUUCAAACAAUUCCAACGCACAAAACACACGGGUCCAUUUUGUUUGGUUUCUGGUUAUGGUUAAAUUCCAUGAAAUAACAAUCCUUCCCAUGAGUCUCAUCCAAUGUUUUUUUUAAAAAUGAAAUGAGAACAUCUUUCAUGAAUUUUAGAAUUGGUUAAAUUGAUGUUUAGAAUUAGAAUGUAAACUAUGAGAAACACUGUACAAUUGGCCUUGCAAUCCCUAAUAUUCAGCCUUUUAAAACAAUCAAUUGGGUCCAACACAUAUCAACUAAAUGAGAAAAUAAUGUACUGAAUUCCCAAACAGAAGCACUACCAUUUUUACAUGGCCUGCCCAUCAAUGUGUCAACAACAACAUCUUUCUGCCUCACUCUUGACUUAACAUCUGGGCAGAGAAAUAGAUAUGUUUUUUGUUGCCUAGUUUUGUAUUUAUCAAACCUAUAUUAACUUUUUUUCCUUAUGUUUUUUAUUUUAAAUUGUAUUUCUUCUAUUGUGUGUUUUGUGAUGUUUAUGCCAACAGGUCUACUUCGAAGAGUUCUCUGGCCCCUCCUGUUUUAUUUUUUUUUUUGAGAAAAAACACAGAAAUAGAUUUUCUGAAGAAACGGGGGAUAUGUUUAUUGCUGCCAUGUUAAGACUCAUGAUCUGAACUGUACUGUACUCCUUUGUGUAUAAUACAUAUUAUAAGUAAAGUUUUACAAUAGAAAA
Coregonus clupeaformis (lake whitefish) is the source of this 10355-nucleotide messenger RNA. Its product is annotated as histone-lysine N-methyltransferase, H3 lysine-36 specific-like. Gene Ontology annotation, molecular function: histone H3K36 methyltransferase activity; protein binding. The transcript has 20 exons. The record is from RefSeq and is a predicted model, not a curated record. Bases 459 to 7286 code for a protein of 2275 amino acids. Gene Ontology annotation, cellular component: chromatin; nucleus. Lineage: Eukaryota; Metazoa; Chordata; Actinopteri; Salmoniformes; Salmonidae. Gene Ontology annotation, biological process: regulation of DNA-templated transcription.